Messenger RNA from Anastrepha obliqua, 2233 nucleotides. RefSeq lists its product as uncharacterized. The record is from RefSeq and is a predicted model, not a curated record. Bases 51 to 2066 code for a protein of 671 amino acids. The transcript is spliced from 2 exons. Lineage: Eukaryota; Metazoa; Arthropoda; Insecta; Diptera; Tephritidae.
UCUAUAAAAGCGCAUUUGCGAUCAAUGUGAGAAGCAAUUGAGUUCUAACCAUGCGAGCGAUUGCAGUGUUUGGAUUAUUUACAGUUUUUUUGGCCUUGAGCAAUGCUUAUGGCGUAUCCCAUGGCGGCGGAGGAUCAGGUGGACUGGGCUUGGGCACGGGCCUAGGUGGUGGCCUUGGACUUAGUUUAGGCGGAGACAAGGGCGGUUUGCUAGGCCUUGGAUUAGGCGGCAGCAGUAGCGCAAGUGCCAGUUCGUCGGCUUCUGCCGGUGGCGGUGGAGGAUAUGGCAGUGGCGGUGGCGGGUACGGUGGAGGUGGCGCAGGGGCUGAUGGUGCAGGUUCUGGCGGCGCAGGUGCCGGUGGCGCAGGAGCUGGUGGGCUUGGCCUCGGUCUCGGCCUAGGACUUGGCGGCGGAAUCGGUGGUGGUGGUGGCGCCGGCGGCGGUAAAGGCUUAUCUGGAGGUUAUGGAUCAGGCUCUGCUGGUGCAGAUGCUGGAAGCGGAUUAGGUGGAGGCAUAGGUGGUGGACAUGGCGGAGCUGGUGGUGGCGGCGGUGGACACGGAUCUGCAUCAGCAGGCAGUUCUGCCGAUGCUGGUGCUGGAGGUGGAUUCGGUGGUGGUGGUGCUGGUGGUGGAUUCGGUGGUGGAGGUGCUGGUGGUGGUGGUGGUGCUGGUGGUGCCGGUGGUUACGGUGGUGGACAAGGCGCAGCCGGAGGCCAUGGAUCAGGAUCUGCCGGUUCAAGUGGUGGCGUAGGAUUGGGCAGUGCAGGCGGCUUUGAAGGUGGACAAGGCGCUGGUGGUUUUGGCGGUGGUAAAGGCGCAGCCGGAGGCCAUGGAUCAGCUUCUGCAGGUGGUUCUGCCGGUGGCCUCGGCGGAGGUGGUGGUGGUGGUGGUGGCGCUGGCGGUUAUGGUGGCGGUCAGGGCUCAGCCGGAGGUCACGGAUCUGGUUCUGCUGGUGGCGGCGCAGGUGGCAUUGGAGGUGGACUUGGCGGUGCUGGUGGUUUUGGCGGCGGUAAAGGCGUAGGCGGAGGCCAAGGAUCUGCAUCAGCAGGUGGUUCUGCUGGAGGUGGGGGAUUUGGUGGUGCUGGCGGUUACGCUGGCGGCCAAGGCUCAGCCGGAGGCCACGAUUCGGGCUCUGCUGGUGGCGGCGCAGGGGGCUUUGGAGGUGGACUUGGCGGUGCUGGUGGUUUUGGCGGCGGCAAAGGGGGAGCUGGAGGCCAUGGAUCUGCUUCAGCAGGUAGUUCUGCCGAUGCAGGCGCUGGAGGCGGAGGUGGAGGUGGAGCCGGUGGUGCUGGUGGAUACGGUGGCAGUCAAGGCGCAGGCGGAGGUCAUGGAGGUGGCGGUGCUGGUUUAGGACAAGGCUCAGCCGGAGGUCACGGAUCAGGCUCUGCUGGUGGCGGCGCAGGUGGCAUUGGAGGUGGGCUUGGCGGUCCUGGUGGUUUUGGCGGCGGCAAAGGGGGAGCUGGAGGCCAUGGAUCUGCUUCAGCAGGUAGUUCUGCCGAUGCAGGCGCUGGAGGCGGAGGUGGAGGUGGAGCCGGAGGUGCUGGCGGUUACGGUGGAGUUGGAGCCGGUGGUGCUGGCGGUUACGGUGGCAGCCAAGGCGCAGGCGGAGGUCAUGGAGGAGGCGGUGCUGGUUUAGGUCUUGGUCUCGGUCUUGGUCUCGGUCUCGGCGGAGGCUUAGGUGGUGGUGGUUUUGGUGGCGCAGGAGGACACGGUGGUGCUGGAGGUUUUGGCGGUGGCCCUGGAGGUUUUGGCGGUGGUCCUGGAGGUUUUGGCGGUGGUCAUGGAGGUUUUGACGGUGGUCCUGGAGGUUUUGGCGGUGGUCCUGGAGGUUUUGGCGGUGGCCCUGGAGGUUUCGGCGGAGGUCCUGGAGGUUAUGGCGGUGGUGCUGGAGGUUAUGGCGGUGGAGCUGGAAAGGCCGGUGGUUACGGAGGCGGUGGUAGCCGUGGUGGUUACGGAGGUGGUGGUAGCCAUGGUGGCUAUGGUGCAGGCGGCUCAUCAUCUGCGUAUGCAUCAUCAUCAGCAUCAGCUUCAGCAUCAAGCGGUGCCAAAUCCGGCUAUCACGGCUAAGUUGAAAACCUAGCAUUUCGCUAGAAUUUUCGAGAAUGUGACUUUUUGUAUUUUAAAAACGAGGAGAUUUUAUGUGUUCGACUGUUGUUAGUAAAAAAACCAUUAGGAAUCUGUAAUGUGAUUGAAAUAAAACUGAAAAAAAAAAACGUAAAACGUAUUAAUGUAAU